This is a messenger RNA of Geodia barretti, 1663 nucleotides long. NCBI's taxonomy places the organism in Eukaryota, Metazoa, Porifera, Demospongiae, Tetractinellida, Geodiidae. The record is from the annotation of a GenBank genome assembly.
CUGUGGAUGUUACUGUUUCAUAAUGCACAUGGAUGCAUUGGGGAUGUGUGUUUUUCUUCCAAUCGUGUGCGUACAAGACAUGCAAAAUAGCAGUAUGAGCAGUUUUCUCUGGUGUGGUGUGCAAGAACAAAUGAUUUGCAUUUUCCGCAAACUGCACAAGUUAUUAACCUCAAACCCCCUCACACACACACACACACACACAUGCACAGGUCCAAGAUGCCAGGAUAGUAGAGGUGGCCAACGACAGGACAGACACGUACCUGCAGGCCAUAAGACCUCAGAUCACUCCUCAGCUCCAGCUGGUGGUCAUCGUCUUUCCCACCUCCAGAGAUGACAGAUAUGCUGCAGUGAAAAAACUCUGCUGCAUUGAGAAACCGAUACCGUCCCAGGUAAGGAUGUGGUACAUGUCCCAUACCCAUACUGCCUGGUCUCCAUUCCAUGUCAGGUGAUCAACGCCAGGACCAUCUCGGCUCAGCAGAAACUGCGGAGUGUGUCUCAGAAGAUAGCUCUGCAGAUAAACUGCAAGUUGGGAGGAGAGCUGUGGGCACUCCACAUACCUGUGAAAAACCUGAUGAUAGUUGGUAUAGACGUUUACCAUGACGCAGUUCUCGGGAAAUCUCGUUCCAUCACUGGAUUUGUUGCCAGCACUAAUCCUCACAUGACCAGGUGGUACUCGAGGGUUGCCAUCCAGGGACCUCAACAAGAACUGGUGGAUGGACUGAAACUGUGCUUUAGAGCUGCCCUUCAGAAAUACCAUCAGGAGAACGGGGGACUGCCAGAGAGGAUCAUAGUGUACAGAGAUGGAGUGGGAGACGGGAUGAUGCACACCGUGGCUCAGUAUGAAGUCCCGCAGAUGACCUCGUGUUUCACUGACCUCUUUGGGGAGUCCUACCAGCCCAAGAUGGCGGUGGUAGUGGUGCAGAAGAGGAUCUCCACCAGAAUAUUCUGUCGCUCUCCGAGAACUGGGCUAGAAAACCCUCCCCCGGGAACCGUGGUAGACCACACCAUCACACGCAGGGGCAUCUAUGAUUUCUUCCUGGUGAGUCAGAAGGUGCGCCAGGGAACGGUGACCCCCACCCAUUACACGGUGGUCCAUGACUCGUCUACUCUGAAACCAGAUCACAUGCAGAGAAUGGCUUACAAGAUGACCCACAUGUACUACAACUGGCCUGGAACGAUCCGUGUGCCUGCCCCCUGUCAGUAUGCCCAUAAGCUAGCGUUCCUGGUGGGUCAGAGUCUGCACAAGGACCCAGCCCUCGAGCUAGCAGACCGCCUCUUCUUCCUCUAAACAGACCAUAACAAGAGAAUUUCCUAACAAACUACAGCUGCUGUGCUCGUUACUCAGAAACUCAUUUAUCACUUUGCUUUGCUUUAUCAUCACCUCAUCUCACACAAUCAUGAUUCCAACAAAUUGUAUUACUUAACAUUUUAUUUUCCCUAAUUCGUCACACAUUGUCUCCCCCACUUAUACUGCAUUUCAUUGCCAUGACUAUACUUGUCCAAACUCACUGCAGGUUGUAUAUAGCAAUUAUUUAAAUGAACAUUGUAUGAUUGACGAGCCAAGUAUAUAUGGCAAGUAAAGUGAGUCGUCUAGUGACAAGCAAUCAUGCCACAUGUUGAUCCAUUACUGGCAAACCUACCUACAAGUUGUUUCAAUACACGA